Messenger RNA from Dichotomopilus funicola, 1302 nucleotides. RefSeq lists its product as uncharacterized. Lineage: Eukaryota; Fungi; Ascomycota; Sordariomycetes; Sordariales; Chaetomiaceae. The transcript has 3 exons. The coding region runs from base 1 to 1302 and encodes 433 amino acids. The record is from RefSeq and is a predicted model, not a curated record.
AUGUUUACUAUCCUCCACAACCGCCGCGUUCGCACCGGACAGGCUGGCUACGCCUAUCUCUUCACCACCGAGUCCGGCACCUCCUAUCUCUUCAACCGGCCGCUCUUCUCCGGAUCCCAGAGCCACGUCCAGCUGGUCACCAACACCCUGACCCACGAACUAACCGUCCAAAAGGUAAGCAAGCUCCGGCCCGUCCUCCAGACCGCCGACAACCUAACCAAGGUACCCGAAGACAACGAGAUCCGCAUCGUCCACCUGCUCAAUGACCUCGCCCAGCACCCCGUCAACCCUCUUCCCAAACUCACCCCACGCUGGACCACCCUGAUCUCCCACGAGAACGCAGCCGUGACCAAGCAAGGUCCUAGUUCCUUACCACUUCGUACCGAGCACGUCCGCGUCAGCUACUGGAAACUCUGCAACGGCGGCGACCUCGCCACGCUCGCCUCUGACUGGGCCGGCGGACUAAUCCCAGGCAUCGCACCCGGCCAUCUCUUCCCCGUGUGCGUGGUGGCCCUGUGCAUCGCCCAAGUCUGCGAAACCCUCCACUUCAUGUACCACGCCGGCGCCGAAACCAUCUACCACGGCGACCUGCACGCCACCAACAUCUUCCUGCACUUCACCAGCAACAAUACAUCCACACACAACCACGGUCUGCCAGACUUCUACCUCGGCGACUUUGGCUGGGCCACUACCGCCAGCGAGGACCAAGCUUACAGCGCCACCUGGCAUAAAGAGUACCAGUACAAAUACAUCUGCACGUCUGACCUGCCGUAUCCCAUGGACGGGUUUGUGAAGCCCCAGCCGGCACCGGGGACUCAAGACCCAGAUGAGCGCCGGCGCUGGGACGUGGGCCGGUUUCUGGAGGCUCUUAACCUCACCUGGAUCGACCCCAACAACCCCCACCAACCCCGACCCAAAACCCAACCCACCCCAACAACCCAGCCUCCAACCCCCCAAGCAACCGCCCUCCAAACCCUCCUCAAAACCUUCUCAACCCUCAACACCCACGAAAUCACCCUCGCCACACACUCCCCCACCAGCCGCCCCCCCUCUCUCCUCCCUCUCAUAAACCAAGCCCACCAACUCGCACACGACGCCUUCACAAUCGAACAACACAACCCCUCACUGCAGGCUUUUCUUGCUUGGGGUCGGGCACGUGCGGCACAGGCGCUGGGGGUUAGGCCUUUUGUUUUUGGCGCUGGGGAAGGGGCUGAAGAAAAAGAAAUUAGGGUGGCGAGGGCGGAGGUGUAUGGGGAUGCUUGUGUUGCUGGGCCUUGGAGGGUUGUUGAGGCUGUUGAGUAG